AUGUCCGUCACUCUAUCGUCCGAGGUCGUGCCCUUCGCCGAAUGUCUCCGCGUCCUGGCCGACAUCGUCGAGCAGCACGACCCGGACAUGACUGUCGAGCUUUCUGGAGCCACCGCCCACGACUGCACCGGCCACUUGGCCGACUACACCAACAGGAUGUUCAUGUCCAACAUGCGAGACCAGUUCUUCCGUCUGGCCGCCCAUCCCAAGGUCCUCGAGCCCGUCGACCUCUGCAGCAGCGUCCUCAAAAACCGCUCCCUCUACGAGAACUGGCUUCAAAGGCGACUCAAGGAGCCCUACUAUGUCUCCGUCAACAACAAGAUGUCCAAGCGGGCCGCCCCGUCCGAGUUUUGUCCACAGCCUCCCGUACUUUUCAAGAAGCCACGUGAGGACGUCGUCAUGCCCAGCUACGCUACUCUCCCCCCCGACAUCGUGGCCCGUCCUCCUCCCCCUACUCCUGCUCUUUCUCCUCGUGGACUCCCACCCGCUAUGCCUAGCCUCGUCUACACAAAGGUACCUACUGCUGGUAGUGACCCUGUGUGCCAGGCCAAGUACGAGUCGUUUGAGAAACCUACUGGGGACUACCAGAUAGACCAGGUACAGUACAGCAAGCAGCGGGAGCAGGAACAGGCCGCUCUCAAUGAGACGCGCAUGGAGCCCUUGAGCAAAGAGUCCCGGGCAACCUGCCCGUCUGUUACCACGGCUAAGACAGCAGCGACUGACAGUGUCACGGGAGCGAAACCCACUCACUCACCUACCGCGAUCAGGACUGCCACCAUUGUCGAUAUUUCCAAAUUGACCCCUAAACCGGUCACCAGGUCAACCUUCGACAAUGCCUUCAAGGGUGCUCCCCCGGGGCUGUCGCAGAAACAGACUCAGCCGCAUCCGCAGCUGCAGAACAAGCAACCGGACAUUCUGUCCCUUGAUCACCUUGUCGACAUCAGAGAAAAGGGCUGCUCGCCGAACGUCGCGGCACUACCGAUACACCAGAUCUCGGCCUCGGAAGCUGCUAAAGAGAUGCAGAGGCAGAAGGAAGCGAUCGAGAAGAGGGAGAAGCACAAGAAGGAACAGCAGCAAAAGGAACAGAAACAAAAAGACGCUCAACAGGAGAGAGAGCUUCUGAACCGGAAACAGUGGCAAGUAGAGACCCUAGAAUACCGAGAGGAGAUGGGAAAGCUUCAGAUGGAGCAUGAUGCUCAUAUUCGGGCGAAACUUCGGUGGCAGAUUCAGUUGGAGCUUUAUGAGCAGCAUAAAGCGCGAAUUAAUGAGCGGAAGCGUGAGAAGGAGGACCGGGAGGAGCUUGGUCUUAUGACAGAGCGCCGACUGCAGUACAAGCAACGGUGUCAGGAGCAUAUGCAGCGACUGGAGAGACAUAAGCAGCAGCAGCAGAAGACCUUAGUUGGAGCUCAAGAUCAAGACUGCCGGAAGGUCAUGUCCAUGGACGACCUGUACAAUAAGUCUGCUGAGGGCCCAUUUGGCCAGGAGCAGGGACCGGGGACUACCGCCACCAUCACCGCCGCCGCUACCGCCACCGUUGAAAAGAAGGAAGAAUGCAAAAAUAUCAGCCCGACGACGACGACAACGACGACGACAGCUGGAAAGCCGACUCACUACUGCGCAAAUCAGUCUCCUCCCUUCUCGGUUGAUGGCCAUCACGACUGUGAAGAGGGGAAAACUUUCCGGACCGCUACGAACAGACUGGCGACCAGGGCUCGACGUGAUGAAGAACCCAAGAUCGCGCCUCGGAAGACGCGCGACACCCUGUCUCUUACCGGCGGCGCGUCCGCCAGCACCGACACGGGAGCGGUCCUUCCGCCCAGGACUGAGGCAGAUGAGGAUUCUGACUCUGGUAUAGACGAGGGACAGAGGCAGAUGCUGCAGGAGCAGCAUAACAACUCCGACAAUGAUAUCCUUACCAAGAAUGAGGGCUCGGACGAUGAUAACGAGAGCACAUGGUCAUGCGGCAAGGAUUAUGAUGACAUUGACUCUGACGAGGUGGAGUGGGACAUUAUGCUUUGA
Geosmithia morbida is the source of this 2019-nucleotide messenger RNA. RefSeq lists its product as uncharacterized. The record is from RefSeq and is a predicted model, not a curated record. The transcript has 2 exons. Bases 1 to 2019 code for a protein of 672 amino acids. Lineage: Eukaryota; Fungi; Ascomycota; Sordariomycetes; Hypocreales; Bionectriaceae.